AUGAAAAAAUGGGAAAACGGCAAUAAUAUAACCGAAAAGCGGAAUUCCACUAGUAAACCGCUAUGUAUAAUCUUCGCAUUCAUACUGUCAAUCCCGUUGACGGUGGUUAUUGCAUUCUUUUUGUUGAAAAAUUCGAAAGCCGAUGCAAGUGACGUGGAAGCCUUUUUCACUUCCUUACGUGUUAUUGGGCAUCGUGGGUCGCCGGAAAAUCUUCCGGAGAAUACUUUGGACAGUUUUCAACAGGCUCUUCUCGAUGGGGUUGACGGGAUUGAAUUUGAUAUAUCUUUAACGAGGGAUGGUUUUCCUAUUUUGAUGCAUGACGAUAGUUUAGACAGGAUGACAAAUAUGACCGGUCCAAUCUCAUCGAAAACAUUGGCCGAAUUGGAGGAUUGCUACGUUGGGAUCGAUUUUAAUAGAACAGGACCCUCAAAUCGUACUGUAGUGCCCUCAAGAAUCCCCGAAUUAGAAGACCUAAUAAAAUUAGUGCAACCGAGCAAGGUUCGACUGAUCUUCGAUAUGAAGGACGAUAAUGAAAAGCUAGUCGAGACAAUAAGUGGCAUGUUUCGAAAGCAUGGUCUCUACAAUCGCUCGGUCAUCGCUUCUUUUUCUCCUAGCGUUUUGUAUUCGUUCAAAAGGGCCGAUCCAAAGUUUAUUACAGUAUUGAUCUUCCGUGAUCGUUUCUAUUCGACGUGGUACUACGAGGGCAUCCACGAUCAACGGCCUCGAUCAAAGGGAUUGUGGCAGCGAUGCUUAGAACUUGGGGACUGGCUGAAUAUGGUGGCCAUUAACGGAUUUCUGCCAUCAUUCUUGGGAGUCGACGGGCUGAUGGGAUACAACAAGAAUAUUAACGAACUAUGGGUGCAAGAGCAACGCGAUCGUGGGCUUCACGUUCUUGCCUGGACCGUCAAUGAGCUUCCGGAAAUGUUAUGGAUGCAGGAGAAGCUUCAGGUCCCAUUCCUCACCGAUCGUUCUUACGAAAUUGCUCGGCUAGGUCGCAUCGCUGCUGACAUCAAUAAAACCUAUGCA
Molecule: messenger RNA, 1026 nt
Organism: Mesorhabditis spiculigera
Lineage: Eukaryota; Metazoa; Nematoda; Chromadorea; Rhabditida; Rhabditidae
Source: the annotation of a GenBank genome assembly